GUAAAAGGUAUGAACCGCUUUCGAAUCGAGCUCAGUUUCUCAACAGAGAGCACAGAGACGUUCUAGAAGAAAACAUAAACGGGAUAUACGUCUUUGACGUUUUAGAGUCCCCUAUAAUCACGAGAUUUCAGUCAGUUGUUCUUCGGAAGUGGCCAAUUACUAGGGUCAGAGGUCGGAAUUUUUGUACCAACAAUGAUCAGUUGUGGAUAUUGAUUUAGAGAUAUUGUUGAUCAAAAACACCUUCGAUCUACUAUGGCGUUCUUGUGAAAUAAGUGUUGUUAGAAAGUGAUCGAUCAAAAUGGGUAGUUUUAAGAAUUUUUACUUUGUGUUAUUGUUUCUUGUGUUAGUUGAAGUUCAUCUAGUUAUUUGUAAAAGGACCAGUGGGAGAGUUUCAAGACCUUCGAGACCCAGACCUAACCCGACACAUAGGCCAUAUACAGCUGCUCCCACUCAAAGACCCUACACAAUGUCACCAACCCGUGCGCCAACAUACAGACCUUUUCCUUCUCAAGCACCAACAUACAGACCACAAUCUGUACCAGGAAGGAAUCCAACCUACAAACCUGCCACUCAACCUGGAAGAUAUCCGACUCAACCAUCGAAAUAUCCAACUCAACCAUCGAGAUACCCACAAGGUCCCCCACCUGCCUAUCCAGGAAAUCAACCAGGAGGAUACAGACCACCCUUCGUCCAACCAAACCAACAAAGCUACCAAAGACCUCUACAAAUCCCUCAACCUGGUGGCAAGACAAAAGUUAAAGUAUACAACAUAAACAACUAUCACUCUCCAAGUUAUUAUGCACCGAUGGUAUACCCCUCUUAUCGUUACGCACCUGUCAGUACCGGAAGUGGCGUCCUCGGCUUCUUCCUAGGUUAUUCCCUUGCCAGAAUCACCAGUCCAACCUAUUCUCGGUGCUAUUCUUGUUACAACGGAUACGUACCGAGGUACGACCAUUAUACAGUGCAUCAUUACUACCACAACAAUGCUAAUGUACCCAAACAACAGACUGUUACCACUAACAACAUAAUCACAUGUGGGGACAGUUCUCAGAUAUGUCCAGCUAACACAGUUUCCUUAUGUACAACAUCAGGUCAGAUUAUGUGUGUUGUUGCUGCCACCAAAACUGUUCCUUGUGAGAAAGAUCCUAAUCUGAAGUGCGUCCAAAGUAGUGUACCUUGUGAAAACAACGACGCACCUGAAUGUAAAGGGAAAUCUAAAGGAGAUACCACUACAGUCAACAUUCCUUGCAUAUCUAAUACAGUCAUCGAAGGAAAUGUGACAACAGUGAACAACACCAUUGUAUCUAACGAUCCUGUUCAAAAUACCACAACCACAACAGAUGCAUCAACAACCAUAACUUCAAUUGUGGAGACUACCACAUCAAAUACCUUCCCAUCUCUGGGUGCCAAUGAAACUUUUCCUUCUUUGGGAAGUAAUACAACUCAGAAUCGAGCAAAAAGAGAAGCUGCUCAACCUUAUUGCGUUGCUAUACUUGCAGAACCUGCUGAAAGGAAAUCCACUGACGGUGAAGAGGCCUUCAAUGAAGUGACAAAUGUUUUUGAAAAGUUUUUCGCCAGUGCGUUCAACAUUCAAGAUCAGAAAACGUAAAAUAAUAUAAUUUUAUAUAAAGUGAGAAGAGCCAAAUUAUUGUUGAUAUGAUUUGUUAUUGCCAGAAUUGUCUGUUGAUAUAUUUUCUGUGAUUGUAAUUCAGAUAUUGAAAUAUUUAUUGACCAAAUUACAUAACUAAAAUUCAUCGCUAGAGUGCCUUUGGUGUUGCUGUUGUUCAAAUGAUGCAUGAAUUUCUGUUUUAAUUUUUAAGAAAUGUUGUAUACUUUUUUGUAGAACUGCAAAAUUUAAAUUUUUUUAUGGAUAUAAUGUUUUGUUUUUCUAUUAUGGAAGUAUUCGAUAUUUAGCUGUAUAAGUUUAGCACACAAAAACACAAUAAAGUUGAAAUUCUAUUGA
This is a messenger RNA of Harmonia axyridis, 1963 nucleotides long. RefSeq names its product spore coat protein SP85-like. The record is from RefSeq and is a predicted model, not a curated record. NCBI's taxonomy places the organism in Eukaryota, Metazoa, Arthropoda, Insecta, Coleoptera, Coccinellidae. The coding region runs from base 299 to 1609 and encodes 436 amino acids. The transcript is spliced from 3 exons.